GAGCUCCGGUUCCAAUCUCACCCGCGCGACGGCCGAACGCCAGCGUGCCGUGCUCUUGCCAAGCAAAAAGAAGAAGCGCCUCGCCAGAGUUCUUCCGAAGCGCGGUUAACAAGAGCCGUCGCGCGAUGUCGUGGCGUUUCCUCGAUUGUAAUAUUAGUAUUUAAAACGCUGCGACUACCGUAAUUGUCCCGGCGGACCAGCAGCGACGCUACACGACAGACCCCCACUUCGCUACGCACUAGUCGGAAGUACCGCACCGCGAACCCCGUAAGCACUACCCCCUUGUCGAGAACGCGACGAUGGCCAGUUACGAGAUCGUUCUGUUCCUGCUGGCGCUCCUGAUCGGCGUGGUGCUGCGGCGAGCCGCUCCGGUGGCUGAACUCGGCGUAGUCGAACAGCUCGAGCGCAAGCUCAACAGUCUGGAGAACCAGAAGCGCAAGCUGAAGCGACAGCUGGCCGACUUCAGGGCGCGGGCGAGCAAGAGCGAUACCAGGCUGCUCGAGGACACGUCGGCGACGCGCGAGGGCCAUGCGCAGAUGUACGUAGAUCUUGACAAACACCGUUCUGACCUUGAAGAUGCAUCCCACGAACUGGAAGUAUGUGCACACAAUCAUGAAGAGGCAAUGAAGCUUCUCCACUUUUGUCGCUCCACAGUACUUGAAAACCUUUCCAGUGCCAUUGAACUUGCCGAGAGGCGCAAUGCUGCAGUGUCAAAGCUGUACUUUGAAGUAUUUGGUGAGACCAAUGGCAAUGUUCAGCUGCUCAGUGAACUCACUGAUCCCUGGAGGCGAUGGGCUGAACUGCUGGCCGUGCAGCGGGACCGCACAGACCGUGUCUUCACGCACUGCCUUGAAAGGGCAAGCCGCCACAAGAAGAUAGAAGUUGAAGAACUGCCAGCCUCUGCAGGCUUUCAGCUCACAUGGGAGCCCGACUACGGCUUUGACCGCAUCCUGGACUUGGUGCGGCUGCGCCUGUCCUCUCCCAUCUCGCGGUCGGAGAGUGUGGCUGACUUCGAGUACCUGCGCUGUGCCAGCAACCUGUCUCCGGCAAGCACUCUCUGCGGUGGUGGCAGUGGCAAUGGCGGUGGAGGCGGCAGUGGCAGCUCUGUGAACAACACCAACUGCUUCGGCACGGUGCGCAAGUCUGGCUACCUGCGUCUUGCACGCACGCUGCACAAGCGCAUGCCAGAGGUGCCUGAGGAGCGGCUGGUCGCCUGCCUGGAGACACUGCGCUCACAAAACGGUGGCCUCACUGGGCUCCGCAUCAGCGAGAUCCGUGAGGAAGUGUCACGCCUCAUCCAGGAGUGGCCUUCCUCGGCGGUGCGAUGAUGCAGCCCAACCUCCUUCCCUCUCAUCUUGUUCACAUCUGUCAUCCUCAUCAUCAAGUACCUGCUGCAGCCCUCACCUCCAAAAAAAGAAAAAAAGAAAAAAGAAAAGAAAGAAAAAAGAGAAGAAAAAAAAGCAAAGGCAGCGGCAAGACCUGGUUUACCACUGCCAAAAAGUUUUUGUUUUGUAAACAUAAAGAAAAGAAAAGAGAAAUGAAGCGACAAGAGGAGAAACUGUGCAGGGUCAUCACCGAUCAGCCAGCAUUUUAUUCGCAAGUGGCCGUGGUGCGACUCCUUCUGCGCAUAUUCCUUUAGUACGCAAUGGACACUGCCGCGCACCACGGACUCUCUCUGCUGCACGUGUACAUGAUGACCCUGCCAGCCAAGAGCUGGCAUCCCGCUGUCAGUGAUGAAUAAUGUGUGUAAAUAAAGUUACUUUCGAGUUCA
This is a messenger RNA of Dermacentor andersoni, 1771 nucleotides long. RefSeq lists its product as uncharacterized. The record is from RefSeq and is a predicted model, not a curated record. NCBI's taxonomy places the organism in Eukaryota, Metazoa, Arthropoda, Arachnida, Ixodida, Ixodidae.